Molecule: messenger RNA, 1518 nt
Organism: Eutrema salsugineum
Lineage: Eukaryota; Viridiplantae; Streptophyta; Magnoliopsida; Brassicales; Brassicaceae
Product: probable leucine-rich repeat receptor-like protein kinase At2g28990
Exons: 10
Biological process (GO): protein phosphorylation
Molecular function (GO): protein kinase activity; ATP binding; protein binding
Source: RefSeq, a predicted model, not a curated record
GUUUUUGCUAUCAAAAACAUCAAAGCUACUUAUCGUAUGGGUAUCAUUAGUUGGCAAGGAGAUCCGUGUCUCCCUCAAGAAUUAUCCUGGGAAAAACUAAGAUGCUCUUACAUAGAUCUCUCCACCCCACCAAGAAUUGUUUCCUUAAACUUGUCAGCAAGUGGAUUAACUGGUCGCAUACCCCCAUAUUUACAAAAUCUAACGCAAAUACAAGAACUGGACUUAUCUAAUAACAGCUUGACUGGACAUGUGCCUGCUUUUCUUGCCAAUAUGAAAUUAUUGUCUCUGAUAAACUUAAGUGGGAAUAAUCUCAAUGGAUCAGUUCCUCAGGCUCUUCUUGAUAGAGUAAAGGAAGGACUUAUGUUAAAACUUGAAGGAAAUCCAGAUUUGUGCAAAUCUAGUCUAUGCAAUCCAAAAGAGAAAAAGAAUUUCUUGUUUCCGGCUAUUGCAUCAGCUGCCUCUCUGCUUGUUAUAGUGAUGGUCGUGGCUCUUAUUUUUGUUUUCCGAAAGAAGAAGGUGCCUUCAGAUGUACCUGCUCCACCAGGUAUGCCCGUAGCAGAUGUUGGGCACACUAGUCACUCAGAAUUAUCAUUCCUAUCGAAAAAGAUAAGGUUCACUUAUAUUGAGGUUCAACAAAUGACAAAUAAAUUUGAAAGAGCUCUCGGUGAAGGAGGCUUUGGAGUCGUUUAUCACGGUUGUGUAAAUGGUACACAGCAAGUAGCUGUUAAAGUUCUCUCCCAGUCAUCAUCACAAGGCUAUAAGCAUUUCAAAGCAGAGGUGGAAUUGCUUAUGAGAGUGCACCAUAUAAAUUUGGUGAGUCUUAUUGGGUAUUGUGAUGAAGGAGACCAUUUGGCCCUUAUUUAUGAGUACAUGCCAAACGGAGACUUAAAGCAACAUUUGUCAGGAAAGCGUGGCCGAUUUUUCUUGAGCUGGGAAACUAGACUAAACAUAGCUGUGAAUGCAGCGCUAGGAUUGGAGUAUUUGCACUCUGGAUGUAAACCACCAAUGGUUCACCGAGACAUAAAAAGUACAAACAUACUUUUGGAUGAGCGUUUCCAAGCUAAAUUAGCGGAUUUUGGGCUUUCACGAUCAUUUCCUAACGGAAAUGAAAUAUAUGUAUCAACAGUUGUUGCUGGAACUCCCGGCUACCUUGAUCCUGAGUAUUAUCAAACAAAUUGGUUGACAGAAAAAAGUGAUAUAUAUAGUUUUGGAAUUGUACUAUUGGAAAUUAUCACAAACCGACCCAUAAUUGAGCAAUCUCGUGAAAAGCCUCACAUAGUCGAAUGGGUCGAAUGUAAGAUAAGAAAGGGUGAGAUUGGAAAUAUUGUGGAUCCAAACAUCCAUCGAGAUUACGACAUUGGCUCUGCCUGGAAGGCUAUUGAAUUAGCAAUGUCAUGUGUGAGUCUUAUUUCAGCAAGAAGACCGAACAUGUCUCGAGUUGUGAAUGAUCUAAAAGAGUGUCUCAUAUCCGAAAAAUUAAGGAUAGGAGAGAGUCAAGAAAUGGACUCAAUGAGAUAA